Serpula lacrymans var. lacrymans S7.9 is the source of this 1391-nucleotide messenger RNA. Its product is annotated as glycoside hydrolase family 43 protein. The record is from RefSeq and is a predicted model, not a curated record. Gene Ontology annotation, biological process: carbohydrate metabolic process. Bases 57 to 1391 code for a protein of 444 amino acids. Lineage: Eukaryota; Fungi; Basidiomycota; Agaricomycetes; Boletales; Serpulaceae. Gene Ontology annotation, molecular function: hydrolase activity, hydrolyzing O-glycosyl compounds. The transcript has 14 exons.
GGGGUAUAAGUAGGAAGGGAUUGUCCCAGUUAAAAAUUAUUCACUCCAUCUCUAAUAUGAGACCAUCAUUGGGAUUUGGAACAGUGACUCUAGGGAUUCUACUCUCUUUGACACGUGCAGAGAAUGUGAUUGUCCCUGGCGCGGCAUGGACAGAUACCAACGGCAAUGUAAUCCAAGCCCAUGGGACGGGACUCUUGAAGGUAGACAAUACGUUCUAUUGGUUUGGAGAAGACAAAACCGACAACAGUGCUCUAUUUGAAGCUGUCCCGUGCUACAGUUCAACUGAUCUCUUGAAUUGGGAGCGUCAGAACGAUGCCCUCACUCCCGUCAACGGUACAAUGAUCUCAGCUGCGGACAUCGUGGAACGUCCCAAGGUGAUAUAUAACAAGAAGAACUCUGAAUACGUGAUGUGGUUCCACUCUGAUAACUCUGAUUAUUCAGCGGCUAUGGUUGGUGUUGCUACUUCGGAGACGCCCUGUGGCCCUUAUGACUACAAGGCUAGUUGGAAACCUCUUGGUGCCGAUUCUAGAGAUGAGAGCAUAUUCCAAGAUGCCGAUCAGACAGCUUACCUCCUAUACGCCUCCGACAACAAUGUGGACUUCAAAAUUUCAGUUCUCGAUUCGAACUACUAUAACGUGACGGCUAUGGUCAGCGAGAUUCCUAACUCGAACCUUGAAGCACCAGGAAUCGUAAAGCGUAACAAUACUUACUAUCUCAUUGCCUCACACACAUCUGGUUGGGCACCUAACCCCAACAAAUGGUUCUCCGCUCCUACUCUUUCGUCUAAUUGGUCAUCUCAGAACGAUAUAGCUCCAGAAGACACGAACACAUACUUCUCUCAGAACGCUUACGAUCUUCCACUGGGCAAUAAUACAAUCUAUAUGGGUGAUCGAUGGUGGCCGGAACUCUUAGGAAAUAGCUCCUACAUAUGGCUACCUCUGGACUGGUCGUCAGGUGCUCCUCAACUUGUUUGGGCUGACGUUUGGAGUAUAGACUUGGAACAAGGCACUUAUUCCGUAGCUACUGGAACUACAUACAUAGCAGAGGACGGGGUUCUGGGAGGUACUGCCGAAAUCCUGAAUAACUCUGCAGUUGGGUGGCUUGGUAACGGUGGUACGCUAACAUUGAGCAACAUUCAGGGUAACGGUGCUGGGCAAUGGGUGUCCUUGUACUAUGCUAAUGCAGAUAGUACGUGGAGGAACACAACUGUCAGUGUCAACGGCGGACCGUCUGUGUCGGUAAACCAACCUAACACUGGAGGGGUAGACGUGUUCCUCAGUGUCCCAGUGAAACUCUACUUGGAGGAGGGGGCAAACUCCUUACUGAUUGCGGCCAACCAAUCCAGUUACGCAGGAGACCUGGAGAAGAUCAUCGUUUAUAACGAAGGUUGA